AUAGUAAUGUAACGUAAUACCUAAUAUAUUAAAGUAUCACACAAUAAGCAUAUCCUCAUAUGAAGUUACUCGUAUAUAAAAUUUAAUAACUAUGAGCGUCAUAGCAUUAUUAUUCAUAUUAUGUCUGAAAUUGUUUUUAAUUUCUUGUCAAUCGCAGUGCAGAAAUUUUCAAACUUGCAGUGGAUGUAUUAGUUAUGGAGCUGAAAAGUGUGUUUGGUGUACUCAGAAAGAUCAUAUCGGUCGUAGAUGUCAAUCGAAAACCCUACUAGAUCCAACGUGGUGUAAAGAAGUAUACGAUCCAAUAGAACAAGUUAUUACCACAAUAAACAAAAGCUUGGAUGAUAGUAUUCAAUUCAUACCUCAAGAAAUUAAAAUUAAAGCACGGACUAAAGUUCCUAUCGUAAUUAAUAUGGUUUACAAACCCGUGGACUACCCACUAGAUGUCUAUUAUUUAAUAGAUUCCUCGGAAUCAAUGAGCAAAUAUAAAGAAAAACUUUACCAAUUUGGUGUGGACAUCUAUAACAAGCUGUCCAAAAUGUCCAACAGCGUCAGAUUAGGUGUUGGCAGUUUUGUUGAGAAACCUGCUUUACCCUUUGUUAACGUUGAAAGACAGACAGCGUAUUCAUUCCAGCACCACCAAAAAAUUACCAACAACGUGAGUUUAUUCUCAAAAGCCUUAAAAGAUCUUCAAAAAGUUCACGGCUCUAAUAAUGAUGGACCCCAAGCAGAUCUAGAUGCUUUAUUGCAAGCAAUGGUUUGUACAGAAAAAAUCGGCUGGAAUCCCGAUGCCCAUCGAAUUAUUCUACUUAGUACUGAUAAUACUUACCAUAACGCAUUAGAUGGUAAGUUUGUGGGUGCCAUAAACCCACCCCGUAUGGACUGUCAGUUAGACGAAAAUGAAUACAAAAGUGCCCUCAAAUAUGACUACCCAUCUGUGGGUCUGAUUAAUAAAGUAGCUACAAAAACUAAUACCAUGAUUAUAUUCGCUGCCAAUACUACUACCGAAAAUGAUUACAAGGCUUUGGAAACAAAAAUUAAAAAUGCCAGAUAUGUUCCUUUGUUGGAGGAAUCUGAUGUAGUUGAAAUGAUUUCAGAGGAAUAUAAGAAACUUGUCAGGAGUGUUCAAAUACAUGCAAAUAUUGAACCUUUUAUGAGUUUAACACUCGAACCAGACUGCACUAUCAAAGACAGAUGUAUCUACGCUAAUAAUGAAUCUGUUAACAUAGUUGGCACACUAAUUUUUAACUCAUGCCCAUUGAAUCACAAAUACAACUAUGAUGUGAGACUCGGACCAGCGUCAAUUAAAGAGAAAUUGAAAUUAGAUAUAGAAGUUGACUGUCAAUGUGAUUGCGAGAAACCAGAAAAGGCUGAGAAGAAUUCAGAUCAAUGCAGCAACGCUGGGACAUACCAAUGCGGUAUUUGUGAAUGCAACGAAAAUAGAUAUGGAGACAUCUGUGAUUGUAAGGAAACAAGAACACUUGAUUUAGAAAAAUGUAAAGCAAAUACCGAUGACCUUAACCCGUGUAGUGACCGCGGAAUUUGCAGUUGUGGAAAGUGUAUCGAUUGCGAAAUUGGAUUUUCCGGCGAUUUCUGUGAAUUUAACGACAAUUCUUGCCCUCGUCCCGGCGGUGUGCUGUGCUCGGGGCGAGGAGAAUGCAUAUAUGGCGCGUGCCAAUGCGAUCCGCACUGGCUGCCUGACGACUGUCUUUGUCCGGAUAACAACAACACCUGCGUAGCACCCCUUGCUAAAGAGCCAUGCUCCGGAAGAGGCAAUUGCGUCUGCGGCAAAUGUGUUUGCGAUGAUUCAAAAAUGAACAAAGACAAUUGCCUCGGGACAUACUGUGAUGAGUGCGCCAACACCCCCGCAGAACGUUGCGCUGAGUUACAAGACUUUGCGUACUGUAAUUUCAAGGAGAAUAAGACCUACUGCGAUGUGAAGUUCAGCUUCAAGAACACUGACGUAGUUUUAUCAAGCAAGGCUUUAAUGACUUCGGAUGACUGGUACAUGGCUAAGAUGUGGUGCAGACAAGUUUUGGACGACGGAAAAAUCCUUGUGUUCAGAUAUCAUUAUCCGAAGUCUACUACUAGCAGCACUUUGCGCUUGAUAAUACAGAAUGAGCUGGAUUUGCCACCGGUUGCUCAAGUAUGGGUGACGGUCGGUAGUGUUGUUGGUGCCAUGUUAUUGAUCGGAAUCAUAACAAUUGUCGCGUGGAAAUUUCUAGUGGACCUUCACGACAAAAGGGAAUACGAGAAAUUUAAAAAUGAUUCACUGGCUGCCGGAUAUGACGUUCAUAACCCUCUGUACCAACCUCCCGAAACGAGCUUCCCGAAUCCUGCAUAUAAAAGAGAACAUUGUGAUUGAUGUGAGAAUGUAUGAAACUGCACGACAAAAGAGAUUCCAUAGACUUUUAACAUAUUGACUUUAUAUUAAACUUUUUGGCUGCGGCAGGAAA
Molecule: messenger RNA, 2453 nt
Organism: Pararge aegeria (speckled wood butterfly)
Lineage: Eukaryota; Metazoa; Arthropoda; Insecta; Lepidoptera; Nymphalidae
Product: integrin beta pat-3-like
Exons: 8
Coding region: 92-2362 (756 amino acids)
Biological process (GO): cell-matrix adhesion; cell adhesion mediated by integrin; cell migration
Cellular component (GO): focal adhesion; integrin complex; cell surface
Molecular function (GO): integrin binding
Source: RefSeq, a predicted model, not a curated record